CUUCGCCCCCUCAUCUCCUUCCCUCUCUAAAUGACACAACUCCCAUGUUCCGUUAAACCUCUGGCCAUAUUUUCCGAACAACUUUCUUUUUUCCCCCCGCGGGACAUUUUUCUGGGGCCGAAACUUUUCUGGCGUGUGUUCGUUUCUGGAGUUGACACAGCAGUCGUUCGCUCUCAUAUGUGGAUUCUUUGAAAAAGCCCAUUUUAACAGCCCAGGAAAUGCAGCGUUUUCUCCCGCCCAGAGGGAUCGCUGCUUAACUGAAUCCCGACAUGGAAGAACAUACAGAUAUCUCCAAAAACAAAUAAGUACGCUAUGAGGAUUUAAAUGUUUGUGUUAACGCACAGCCUGCUGUGAUUCAGCUCCAUCUCGUCAAAAUGAUGUUUUCGUCCCUCUCGCUGUCUCAGGAUGAGUUCCAUCCGUUCAUUGAGGCUCUGCUGCCCCAGGUUCGUGCCUUUGCCUACACGUGGUUUAACCUCCAGGCCAGGAAAAGGAAGUACUUCAAAAAACAUGAGAAGAGGAUGACUAAAGAAGAAGAGAGAGCUGUCAAAGAUGAACUACUUGGGGAGAAGGCAGAGGUGAAACAAAAGUGGGCCAGUCGUCUUUUGGCUAAGCUAAGAAAGGAUAUUAGACCUGAAUGCAGGGAAGACUUUGUCCUAUCAAUCACCGGGAAGAAAGCUGCAUGUUGUGUCUUGUCAAACCCUGACCAGAAAGGCAAAAUGAGACGCAUAGACUGUCUCCGACAAGCUGACAAGGUGUGGAGAUUAGACCUGGUGAUGGUUAUCCUUUUUAAAGGAAUCCCACUGGAGAGCACAGAUGGCGAACGGCUGGUGAAAGGAGGCCAGUGCUCCAAUCCAGUCCUCUGUGUCCAGCCUCGACACAUCUCUGUCUCUGUCAAGGAGCUCGACCUCUACCUUGCUUACUAUGUGCAAGAGAGAGAGGCCGAGCAGAGCAGCAGUCCCAGUCGCACCGGUGUGGGUUCUGAUCAGGAGGACAGUCGAACUGCCACCAUGGACGGUCCAGAGUUCCAGGAGAGUUUUGUGACAUCAGGAGUUUUUAGUGUUACUGAGCUUGUUCAGGUCUCGAGAACUCCCGUUGUAACAGGAGUAGGGCCUGGUUUCUCUGUGGGGGAGCUCCAGGGUCAUCUGGCCUAUGAUCUCAACCAGUCUGUUAACCAGCCAGUCAGUCUCAGACGAUCACUGGCCAGCACCUCAUCCAGCGGGAGUAAACGUCAUAAGUCUGGCUCUAUAGAGGAAGAGGCUGAUAGUCCAGGUGGGGAGUAUUACCAUUCACCUUCCUCACCAGCCAGCAGCUCCAGGAACUGGACUGAUGACAUGGAAGGAGGGCUGUCUCCUCCAGUGAAGAAGGCAGAACUGGACAGUCCUUCUCCCCAGGAAGACUCACCAAGAAUGGGUUCCUUUACUCAGCACCACCGGCCUGUUAUAGCUGUCCACAGUGGUCUGUCCCGGAGUCCACAUCCCUCCUCAUCUCUUCACUUCCCAUCUUCCUCCUACUUCCCCCAUGGAGCGAUCCGUUAUCCUCCUCAUCUUGCCCAAGACCCUCUAAAGGAUCUGGUUUCAUUAGCCUGUGACCCUGCCAAUCAAACCCCUAGCUCACUGAAUGGGAGUAACCAGGUCAAAGUGCCCAGUCACUACAUCUCAUCACAAAUGUUGGCACCCCCUGGACCUGCACCCUCCCUGGCGAGUCCCCCAUCCUCCCUUUCUAGGCCGACCCUUCCUACAGAGUCAAAAGCUACUACCACGUCCUCUGAUGCAGGAGCAAACUCCCCCACAUCACCCACAUACUCUGCCCCGGGGACCCCUCCAGCUAAUCGAUCAUCCUUCGUGGGAGUCACCCCUCGAGACCCAGGUGGACUCUACCAAGCUCAGUCUUGGUAUUUGGGCAACUGAGGGAACUUUGGAGGAAACGUGAUUGUCAUGACAGUAAACUUCUGGGGGAAAAAAAUAAUGUUGUGAAGACAUUUCCAGAGGAAAAAUAUAUUAACCUCUGGUCAUACAUAUAUAUAAAUAUACUUUGCAAUAUAUUUAUAUAUGUGUAAAGAGACGUCCUGGAUGGAAGAAGGAUGCUGGGCUCACUCAGCCGUUUUAUAUCCCCAGAAUGAACUAUGCUUUAUGACAUUACAUGUUUGUCACAAAUGGCAUAUUUUCAAAGAAAAGUAACGACUUAAUGCAGAGGUUUCAUUGGUCCAAAUGAACUACAGACCAGAACCAGGCAUCAACACAUCAGAUUCUCAGACGCCUGAAACUUAACUGUGUCCCCAGGAUGAGUCCUGUUUCCCUGGGAUGGAUGUCAGCCUUGACCCCUGUACCCUGGAUCUCGACACUAAGUCAACUACAAGGCCUGUGUAGACCUCAUCCCUCCCUCAACACUUAAAAUGCCCCACUCUCCGCUGCAGGUGCUGCUUAUAAUAUAUGCAAAUAAGCCUCCUUUAAUUUCUGAACCGACCAGAAGAGGUCCUCUUGUUAAUAUUUAAUGUUUAUUUGCACUUUUUAAGUAUGUUAUUGAUACGUCUGAAGAAAAUUACAAGCUGAAUAGCGCAGUUUAUUUCACUCUUCCCAACAAAACACAGAGGCUUCAUCUUUUUUAUUGACAAUCAUCCACCUGAAAUUAUUUAGUUGCUUUGCAAGGCUCAUGUUUGUAAGACUGUUUGAUUGUGCUCUUUGGUAGAAAACAACGAGUAAUAGUGGAAUAUAAGAGCUAUAUUCAUGCCUCCUCCACAGCACACAAUGCUACAGCUGAAAGCAAGUGUGGAGCAAGGCCCAGUUUUACUAUGCCAUGUUAGAGUGCAUGAGUGGGCCGUGACCUCAGUUCCAACGUACAGUGUUUUGACAUUGACGUGAAUUCCUCAGUAGAAUUAUCAAAAGGCAAACACAUACCUGGAUCAUGUGGCAGCACAGCCAGCAGUACAUUGGCUGCUGAAUGUGGCUGAACUGUAGCCUGGUUGUGUAAUGUAGUGUGCGUGUGUGUCUGUAGAUGAUUGUGUAUGAGAAUGUGAUGGUUCCUGCAUUUCCACACUCAUUCCUGCUUUGAAGAGAUGUCCUGUAGUUUCUGUUUGUCUCAAUAUGACAGGAUCUGUGUUUGUGUGUGGGUGGGUUAGAAAGAGAUAAAGCAGGUGCUGCACUAUGAUUACAGUAAAAUAUGUUUUUUUCAAAAGGUAUGAUGCGGUAUGUUGCCAAGCUGGAGGGUUAGCAGACUGUUUUUGUUUUUGAUGAAGUUGUUGAUGCUGAUGAGCAUGUUAUGCAUAUAUGACUUGAACUGUGGACAAAAUCUGGGUGUGUCGUCUAGCUGUAGAAUAACUGGUGGCCCCUGAGAAGUUCUGCUCUGUGUAGUUCAACCCCAACCCAAUCUGAACAACAUGUGUGAUGGAACAGCAGCAGUAGAGUUUGAUUUGGGACUGGGCUGGGUGACACAGGUGAACAGAAGAACGGAGCUAGAGUUGUUUUCCAGUUUGAAGUGCCAACAUCAACAAAUUAAGCAUUUUAAGGUAGGUCGCGCCCUUGGUUUUCUGUGUAAAUGUUGACACAGAGUUUGCAUUAUUGCUAGUGAGGCAAAGCAGUGUUCUGUUAUCGCUGACGUUUCACAGCUUCAGUUAUCAAAUACAUUUCUAUAGUGAUCUAUUGAAAGGCUUACAAGCUGCAUUUUAACAUUGACUGAAAUCUUCAGAAACAUUUAAAUAAGGUGAAAAAACAAAACAUAAUGAUGAAAGAAUGAACAAAAUUGAGGAUCAGAUUCUUAAAUGCACCUUAAACAGCAUCAGUUCUGGCAAGUAAAAUUCAUUGUAAACUCUAAAAGAAACAGUAGUAGAAAUGUGCACCAUGGCCCUUUGAUAAAUCUUACACAACAUCAUUUGUGUAAGAUAAUGUGACAUGUUGACGAUGUCAAAAUUUUUAAGAAGUAAUACAUUACAGUCUGUGCCAUACUUUAUCUCUAAGGACUGGUGACUCUAAAGCACUCUGUUAACACUUGUCGACGUAUUAUUUGUCCGUGGAUGUAACGAGGUAAAAAUGUGUUUUUGAUGGUGCAAUCUGAUUGGAUACCACACGAGAAGAGUUUCCGAGUAACCUGUAUUAUUCACAGGAAAUUUUCUGCUGGAUUGUUUCUGCAGUCUGUCAUUUUUUUCCACUUGCUUUCUGUGCACAGAGAGUGAGAGAAAACUCCUGACAUUGUUCCUUGGUGUAGUUGUUGUAGGCUGUUUCCAUGACCCACAUUUGUCUCCACCUCCCUGAAAAUAAAUAUUCUUAUUGGGAGAAAGUUAAAAAAAAAGUGUCCCCACUGCUGUGGUCUGACCAAUGACAGUUUUCUUCAAGCCCUAUGCUUCAGCACCUUCAAUGUGAAAUAAUACAAUGGAUAUUGGUUCAAAGAGCCAUAUAUUUUCAGCUUUAACUAGGAAACCCAGGAAUGCUCCCUAGGAUGUAGGCCUGAAUACUUUCUGUCCUCAGAAAAGAAAACAGAAUCUUGCAGAGCUUUGUUUCCACGUUCUGUGGAAUAAUAAAGCAAAACUCACCUGAGGACAUUUUAUCAUUCAGCAGGACAAUGAUUCAAUUCUAUAAUAUUCAGAUAGCACCAGUUUACAACAACAGUCUUCUCUUUAUAUGGUAAGGUAAACAUUAGGAAAUAAUACAGUAUUAGAGCCUCCUUUUAAGGGAGUAGACACAAAUUAAGAACAUGCAACAUGUAACUAUACAUACUUAUUGAGUGAGAAAAAGGGGAGAGGAGAAGUGCAUGUGCCCCAGCAGCAUUUAGCCAUUUGAAUUUGUCAUGUGGCUCAACAGCGCCAAAACUGGCUCAGUAGAUAAAAUAAAUGUUUGCAGUGUGUUCCAAUAAUAGUAUGUAAGGGGCAGGGGCAGGGAUAGCUCAGUAGGUAGAGUGUCUGCCCCAUGAUCGGAAGGUCGGGGGUUUGACUCCACUGAACGGCUACCCUGAGGUACCCCUGAGCAAGGUACCGUCCCUACACACUGCUCCCCGGGCGCUGCAUUGGUGGCUGCCCACUGCUUCACUGGGUGAAUGGGUUAAAUGCAGAGGAGUAAUUUCCCUUCGGGGACUAACACAACACACUUUACACUUUACUUUACUUAAUGGAACUUCAUGACUGACUUUUUUGUGUAGGGAAGACACUUUUUGUUUACGUGAUUAAUUCUGAACCCCUAAGCUUGUGGCGCUGUGUAUUUAAAAGGGUUUAUGCUCAAGUUAAAGCAGAGGCCAUAAAGAGAAAGUUCAAGAGCUGAAGAAGAUAGAAAAUUGCUUCACUGGGCUUCCAGUGAACCGUUAGGAAAGCAGGUGGUAUAGUCACUGGAAAUAUUGGACCCAGGAUUUCCAGUGAUAUUUCCAGUUUUGGUCAUUCUGCACAGGAAGCAAACAUCUGUGGGAUCAUGCAAACACCUUGCACCAAAAUGCACCAAGCAGCAGAAAGAGACAGCAGUUCACAGAUAUGGACAGGCUUCACGUGUGUGUUUGUACAGCAAUUCGGACAAAAACCAGAAUUUCCAUUUUAACAUUUUCCUUCUGUUUCUCCUGCCUCCUCUUGUCUUUACAUUUAUAAAUGCUUGUGUGAGUUACUAUGGGAAUGAGCAUGAAUUUUCUAUUUCUAAGGAAUCUUACUUGGACGUGUCCCCAUAUAAUUUGAAUCUUAUAUCUUGAAAUUUGAUUUGAUCUUGUCUGUUUUCUGUCAGGCCACACCUAAAAUGUACUUUACCUUGCAUUAGAGCAGAGAUGUUGGUGAAUUUCCUUUUUCUUUCCCGUGGUUUGGGGGCUAUAGCUAAGUUAAUUUAGUGCCUACAAGGGAUCAAUGACAUGGACAGAAAGUGUUGAUAUGAACUGGAUUUCAGUUUAAGGUUCAGUUAAAGUUGUCUUAAAGCUGAUGUAUAUUGCAUGGUGCUGUCCUGGUCGCUGUGCUGACCUAACCAAUGCAUGGCUCAACUUGAUAAUACCUCUCCAUCUCUGUCCUGCUCUUCCUCCUCCUUCUUUUCCUCCCUCUGUUCUGCAGACUACAUCAGAGGGAAGUGGAUGGAAGGCUAUAUGUUUCUUUGAAUUUAAUAAUAGCUCUGUUGUUAAACUUUUGCACGAUAUUUCGUAAAACACAUUAUGUGCCUUGCCUUUAGUUAAAGAACAGUAAUAUUUUAUGGAAACAUGAUCAUAUGUUUCACGGUACAAAAAAGCUGCAUGUGUGAUUACUCGACAUUAACCAGUGUAGCAAGUGCACAUUUUUUGGUUGUGGUGGUGCGCCACCUGAGAUAGUAACUUACGGCUAAGCUCUAUGAAAGCUUUCACUAGCUGUUUAUCAUCUACUCUGUUAUCCUAAAGAUAGAGCAAUUUUUACAGUGUGAAAGGAAGAGUGUGAAACUCUUUUUACUGUUGUAUGAAGAAAACAACUUUAUUCCCUAAAUAAUAUACAUUUGGUUGCCAUUAACGUAGCUCAGCUGUUAUAUCAUGACCUACUGAAAGUGUGAACUUGUUCUGUAAGGCCCCAGUGACGCAGGCCUGGAGAUCAGUUGACUACCAUCUGGCAACUACACAUGAGAAAAACGUGUCCUCGGCUACUCCGAGUGGUAGUGAAACUGUGAAAAGUGCCACACAAACCGGAAAUGGACAACCUGUGCCGUCCAACUAAAGGUUUUGCCCUUUACAGCUGGUUGGCUGAAGCAGUGAGGCUUAACUUUUACUUUGAAGGCAAAUGUCCUGUUGUUUCACUUUGCAUAGCAAGUUUUGCUCUUGCAGGUGUAGUGUUUGGAGACAACUUGGCAUCUUCCAUGCAAACUACUGUGGCAGUCUGCUCGCAUCUAAAGCAAUCACAAGGAAGUUUUUGAUGCAGCACCAUCUGUGUGAGCAAUUUCACCCAGAUACUGCCAGCAACCACUCGCCAUCUGGUUGGGAAAUAUCCAUAUUUCACUGGGAGGUUCCCAGAAGUUGACAGGUCUCUAGGCUAGUGUGACUGAGGCCUAAGUGUGAGAACAUGUAGACUGUGAUCCAGCCUCCAAAUAUAUACACCUGCUGUCAUAUCACUUAGGUCCCAUGCUUGAUUUAUUGCAACAAAAACACGUGAACACAUGGAAAAGACUGCAGUUCCCAGUAUUUUAGGCUGUUCCUUUAGACUCUGUGGAUUUUUCUGGUGUUAUCUGAGAUACUCAGGUGUUGACUGCACUCAUAUAGCUGAUUGGAUUCGGUGGCUGUGCUGUUUAAGGCUGGCGUGUAGGCUGAGGUGUCUGUGGGCUAAUGUAAGUGAACAUUAUUGGUGUUGCUAUGUGUAAAGUCACAUGCACACAUUGUUUGAUAUUUGCUUAGAUGUGUGUUAUAUGAAAAUGUGGACACCAUUGUGUUGUAGUAAAAUGUUUUUCUGGGCGUGGUUAAAUAUGGAUGGAAGCUUUGAUUUGAAUAUGACUCAGAGGCUAAAACACGGGCUGAGAAAGUCAAGUCCUGCCUAAAUGUUCGCAAUACAAACAAAAGCCAUCUUCAGAGGCACUGCUCAGCUCUAUCUACGUAACGUUUUAUUGUCCCAUGUUAGAUGCAUAUAGACACAUUUAAAGGUACUUAUUGCAGGGAAAAAUCUUGUUGGGCUUUAGCUAGUAUGGCCACGUAUGGUUGCCAUGUAAUGGAAGCAUGUUAAACAUGUACAGGUUUAGAUUUCAGGGCUUUGCAGCUUUAUGACUGGUGAUGAGAACACCGUCCAAUUGCCUAUAUGACGACUUUGAUCCUGUUACUCAGCAUGUGAUAAGAUACUAGAAAAGGCCAUAAAUGACUUUGAGUUACAUUAUUUUUACUCAUCUUUGCUUUAGGUUAUUUUUAGGUUUUCCUUGGGUUAUUAUUACUUUACUUUAGAAUUAUAGUUUUAAACACAUCAGUGUGUAUAAAAAUAUAUACAAAAUGCACUUAUUAGUUAUCAAGAUGUAUAGAAUGUUUAAAUCAUUUGUGGCUGUCUUAUACAGUAAGUGGAAACCAUGAAAUGGGGAAAAUUCUGUCUCUUAGAGAAAAAUGUGGACAACAAAGCUGUAGUGGGUGAGAGACAGGUGAAAUGACACAAUGCACAUACGGAGUUCACCCAACUGCUAAGACUUCACAAUCUCCUAAAUGUGUCAUUGUGAUAAAAAACGUUGACUGUGAUGUCACAUGUAGCAAUGUUUUUGUAAUACAUAAAUUAUGUCCUGAAAUAUUGAAACUUUUUUAUAGGAUCGAGCUGUUUGAAAUUACACAUUGGGCUUGACUAAUGAAAUGCUUCUUCUUACUGUAGCACCACACUUAUAAGAAUAUGGCCUUAUUUUUGCAAGCGUCAAUGAAGGUUGACUCAGCAGUUAAAAAUGUUUAGGUCAAGUAUUUGUGUGCAGAAAUGCUAUACAUAGAAAAACAAGGAAUAAUUUAUCCAAAUAUUUUGGUGAAAGUUAAACGAAAUAGGGGAGUGGUUAAAAAAAGCAUUCAGUCUUGGACUAUACUGGUCCAUCACUGCUUCAAAAAUAAAGGUCUUCACCACUGACACGUCAUCCGUAAUGGGGCAAACACUGACAGAGGCAGCAACGUGACGCUCUAGCAAGUUAGAAAUGAGCAAUAUCUGGUGAUUUCAUUGCGCAUCAGUUGCACAAACACUUUUACCCGCUGAGGAUGGUGAUGGUAUGGGAGCUUAUAGGGUGUGCCCUCAGGUAUUAGUUACUUCACACGCAGACCUAAGACUUGUAGCAAUACAGCAAGAACCCACCAAUCCUGGUCAGGUGUACAACUUUAGCAAAUCAGAGGAUCCUCAGAGACCUCCUGAUGGGAGUUCCAUCAGAAAUUAUGAGCCAAAGUGGAAAGUGUAAUUGAUGCUGCAAGAUCAUAAAUAGAAGCUGAGUGGUAGAAGCUUUAAUUCAGAGCUUUGGACUUUGAUAGUGGCUGUGAUUAUAAACCUUAAAUAACAUGUAUUUUGGCUUGAAUGAUAUCUAUUAACCUGACUAUGGCGAUAUAUCCAAAACUGUACGAAGGCAGACUGUGUUGCUUGUACGGUUACCAAAUCUUUAUGUACUUUACUUAAUGUUAAAACGAUGAAGCAGAGUAUUAACCUAUGAUGGGUCUGAUUGCGGUUAAGUUGCGAUGAAGCCCGCUAUUUGCAAACAUGUUUUUUCUUCACGUGCAUAGGAAAUAUAGAACUUCCUUUUAGAUUUAGUUGCUUUAAAAGUUUCAAAUACAUUUUUAACAAACACUACAGCCAAAAAUGCCCAUGCAAAAUGUGCAAGCGGUUUGCAAAAAACUGUACAAGCUUUGUAGUUGUUCCUUCUCCUCCAGCUGACGACCACAAUAGAAACUCCCGUAAACCUUCACCUGUGGAAAGAAUGUACGCACAGUUUACUGGCACGUGACUUAAAAUCUACAUUUUGGAUGCAAUGCUGUCAGGAAACAGUGUGAACUGUUGAUGUGCGUCUUCAUUUCUGUUUCCCACCAAACGAAAACCUGACAACAGGAUGCCUAAGUAACACACUCACCCUGCUGAGUGGAAGACACAUGCGCAGUACUGUUUAGGUGAUAGCGUUUCAAGCUUGUGCAGUAUGUUUACACAAUGUUUGAAAUAGAGGUCUAUCAUUAUCAUAUCAUCAUAUCAUAAAAUACUGAAAUCAAGAUCAAAUUUAUCAGGAAUUACAGCUAUUAAUUAAUCAUAAUUGGCAUGUCAAUUGUCUUGAUAUUAUGAUCUUUUUUUUUUGCUAUAAAAUUCAACUUUAAAGAAAGCGACACACCAGUUCAGGCUCUCAUGCAGACACUGUCCUCUUACCGAAAGUGUACAGACAUGCAAACUCAUCAUGUUCCUCGCUCUAUUCAAAUAAACCAGCAGGGCAGCAGCAACUGAAAAGUUCUACCAAAAACAAUGUCAAUAAGCAGUGCCUAUCACUUUACUGUUGGAGGUAUUUUGUAAGCCGUAGGUGUUGUUUUCAGACCCUACAUGGUUUGGUGACAAACAGUGUUGCCCUCACCGGUGCGGGUCCUGAAGUGACAAGCCAUACAACAAACCAAAGAGUUGAAGGAAAUCUAGAGCUAACACUGAGUGUGCAUUUUGGGGGACACUAAAGUUCAGAGGUUUUACAGUUUAUGGUACUUCAUUUUACGCUGUACUAUGUUCGGGGCCUACAGCUGUGUUCUAUUUUCAGCUUUUAUAGGUCACGCGUGAAAAUCAUUAUAAAUGCAGCACAAAUGUGAUGCCACAUUACAAAAGGAGCAUCUGUAUCAGUUGAUUUAUCCACUGCAGUGUGCUGUCAGUGCAUGGAGGUCUGUAUUAUCAUUAUUAUUCAGUUAUAAUAAUGUGUCAGUUGUAGUAAUCAGCUCUCUGAUUUGCUUUCACCCACUGUCUACUAUUUCCCCCUGUAGGCUAGUUCGCUUCACCCUCUUUUGUAAGACCCCACCCCCGCGAACACACACAAACACACACACACACACACACACACAGUGCAGUAAAUACACGCAUAUUUAUUGUGUGCCACAGAUACAGACUGGCGUUAACUGAGCGGUUGACUUGGUUCCCUCUAGAUUUUUUUGAAACUCUGUGGUUUAAAGACAAACAAGUGCUGUUUAGGCGGCCACUGUUAUUAUAGUUCAAAUUCUGAUAAUCAAUGUAUGUGUCCAUAUAUUUCAUGUUACACUGCAUCACACCAGAGUCCAAACUGCUUGAUGAUUGUGAUUAGCAGGUCAUGUUCAGUAUUGUGAACAGCUGUUUCUGAGUAAACAGUCGUACUGCAGGUGGUACUUCCUAUUUUUUAGUUUCACGGCUGCAGAUGAUCAGAUGUUGAACUGUCUGCUGUAUGAGGAACAAAGGGACUGCAGAGGGCUCUUUUCUAUGAACUAUCAAUGAUAUUCAAUGCUCUACCCUACUGCUGCUGUUUCCUGGAACAACUCCAUUGAUUUGGUGACUCCAAUAUGUGUUUCUUUUUUUUUGCUGUUACUUGAAAUGCAUGUUUGCUUUUUAAUUUUUUUAAUGGCCUUUGAAAACCUUUCCUGUAAUUCAGACUUACAGCAGGAAACCACACUUGGUUACUAAAAAUGGGAUUGUAGAGCUGCAGGUUUUCCUCUGACAGUGAUGCCAUAUUGAUUUGUUUCUGUAACUGAAAGUACAUUGCUACUGCACAGUUUACUCCAUGUGCUCAAGAAGGUAUGUAAUGAAUGAAAGUUUGUUUUCUCAGAGAAUAUUUGAAUGCAUAUUUGAACAUUUUUUUCCAUCAUAACUUUUCCAGAUAUUAUAUUAAAAGACUGCUUGCUUGCUUCCAGACAUAUAUCCCUUACAUCAGAGAAAGCAUAGGCAUUAAAACUUGUCAUCAGUUAUUGCAUGACUGCAAUUCACAUAGACUGUCGUCCUUUUCACAUUAACUCUAUAGUUGGAUUUGAGUUAGCUAUGUGAUAACAACAACAAAAUCUUUUUAUCACUUAAAAUGGUCAUGCAUGAUGCACACUGAGGUACGCUGGUACCUAAAAAUAACAAAGCUGCAGUGAAGCAGAGAGCGGUCCCCUGUUAUAGCGAUAUGGGAACGCCUCUGUGUUCAUUAUUGUGUACUUUGGUCACAGUUUUAACAUCUGGAUAGAGCUGAGUCCAUUCCAUUCCAUAUUGGAAAGCUGAAGUGCUGACAUUAAUCCUGACCUCGAGAUUUACUGUGGAAAGGGCUGCUGCUUCAAGCAGAAAGUAGUUUCGUGGCAGCUUUACCAAGCCUUUUAAGUACUUUUUACUAUGUGGAUUUUUUGUUUUUUUGUUUGUUUUCCAGCUGAAAUUAUUGUCAGUCAUAUAUUUUUGCAUGGCAUAAACUAAAGUCUCGCACUUACCGGUCUGAUCCUCUUUGAAUGUAUAAUGUUUGCGUGAAAGCCGUCUGAACCAGUGUUUAUGACCUUAUGUUAUUCAUCUGUUGUGGGGGAUAUUCAACCUUUAGAACCACAUUUAGACAUUGCUAUUGACAGAUUCUAAUGAAGUCAUUUCUGGAAAUGAGUAUGUUUCCCUAUGCAAAAAUAUACCAUUAAUAAACAUGCUAUUCUAAAACUCA
This is a messenger RNA of Oreochromis aureus, 11987 nucleotides long. RefSeq names its product nuclear factor I/C (gene nfic). Gene Ontology annotation, molecular function: DNA-binding transcription factor activity, RNA polymerase II-specific; RNA polymerase II cis-regulatory region sequence-specific DNA binding. The transcript is spliced from 13 exons. Lineage: Eukaryota; Metazoa; Chordata; Actinopteri; Cichliformes; Cichlidae. Gene Ontology annotation, cellular component: nucleus. Gene Ontology annotation, biological process: regulation of transcription by RNA polymerase II. The coding region runs from base 375 to 1907 and encodes 510 amino acids. The record is from RefSeq and is a predicted model, not a curated record.